CUGAAACUAAUUCUAUUGCAAGCAUUUGCACGCAGUGUCCAGCCAUGUCGUGCAAAGAAUCUACUGACAACGGAUUUCAGCGAUGAAGUCGACAAAGAUGUCCAGUCGUUUUCAAGAGAUGCUUUGUGGAGAUGAGGGAGAUGAUUUCGUUUGUGGAUACCCUAUGUACACCGACAGCAAAACUGCAGAGCCUUACGUCCUGGAGCUGUACCGUGCACAUGGCGCAGCUGCAAAGGAUUUGAUCUCCAACCGGCUUCGGCACAAUGCCCUGACCAUCCUCAGGCAUAUGGUCCGAAAGAAGGCCAAGCCAGACAUGAUGCACUACCCCUUGCCAAUACAGGCAGUGGCACCGCUGAUGGCUUUGACAUGGCGCAGCCGCCGCAGCCAAUGGCACCGAUUUCUCUGACAGAA
Durusdinium trenchii is the source of this 411-nucleotide messenger RNA. NCBI's taxonomy places the organism in Eukaryota, Dinophyceae, Suessiales, Symbiodiniaceae. The record is from the annotation of a GenBank genome assembly.